AUGUCUAUCGCACCUCCCCCAGCAACCCCCACACUGGCAGAUCUGCCACUCGAAUACCUCAGCCUUUAUCAUGUCGUCGACUCGUGUUUAUCAUCCAUCCUCGUGUUUUAUGGAGCCGUCUCCACCGCCAAUGCGACAGUCAGCAGCUCUCGCAUCCAAGCCCAUAUAUUCACACCAGCUGGCUUCCAAAGCUAUCCUCGAAUUACAGUGUCCCCUGCUGCCCCUGUGUACGCAGCCGUCAAACACCUACCCCGCGAAAAACAAGGCAAUGAGGUGUGUCGCGGACUAGCAGUGAGCAUGUUGAGGUACUUUGCCGAGCUUUCUGAGCCGGUCAAGUCCCGUCUGACGGGAGUGGCUCGGACUGGGCGGUCAGGAGGAAAGAUACCCAAGAUGUUCGAUGAAAUGCACGCAGCAGAUUUGGCCAAUCGGAUGACCAAGGUGGAGGAUCCAUCGGAUAUUAUCCAUGAUAUUCGAAGCGCAUAUCAAGAACGCAAGGUACCAUGGAUUGACAUCGAUGUGGUGCUUCCAGCAGGUACUAUACAAGCGCCCCGCCGACGGGCGAGUGGGGGAUCGGACCUAGAGGACCAGAGCCCCCAGUAUGGCCCAUAUACGCCACUCAUAGAGGCACUGGGUGAUCCUAUGUUUCUCCCAACAUCGCGAUUGAAACGUGCGCCUUCUCAACCGACAAACGUUAGUAAAUCGCGCUUAUUUGCAAGAAGUCAAAAAGAGGCUCUUCGUCUUACCAUGUGUGAGCUCGUGGAUACAGAAGAGCGAUACGUUGCAAAGUUGUAUUCCCUUGUUCAUGAAGUGGCGGAUGAGUUUCUCCAAAAGGCCCACGACCGUGGACCAUCAAGUAAUAGUCCCGACGAAGCAGCCCUAGCGGCGUUGUUCCCACCAUGCCUCAAUGAAAUUCUCGAAGUCAAUCUCGGGUUCCUCGAUGUGAUUCGACAAGUGCUCGACGAAACAGAGAAAGAUGCUAUCACAGAUAUUGGACAGGACACGGAGCUUCCUUCACGGGGCUUACCCAGAGAUAGAACCGAUCCGCUUGGAGCCGUUGCAUUCGCGAAAUCUCUCUUUGAAUGGCUGCCACGAUUCUCAAAGCCAUACGGUGAUUACAUGCGAGCACACACGGGGUUUACGCAGACUCUCAACAUGUUCAUGAAAGAUAAGAACUCGAGCUUCUCGAAACGAGUUUACGAAACCGGAGAGCAGAGACUACGGUCUUUGCUCAUGGAGCCCGUUCAACGUCUUCCUCGAUACAGCUUGUUGAUCGACACCAUGACCAGCAAUUUGCCCUUGGUCCAUCCUGCUGUGCGACCUCUGUUGAAAGCCAGAGACAUCGUGAAGGACAUCUGUGCGCUUGAGAAUGACUCGCCAUCAAGCCAUGUACAAAGCCUUGACCGACUAAGAGAGCUUGUUAACGGAUGGCCAUCGGGGACAUUCCCUGAAGGUCGCUUGAUUACUGCGGUUGACUUCAAUGAAGUUACGCCUCCCUUCCGUCUGGCACAGUCAACCGGGUCCAGCGCAGGGAUUAUGCUCCUGUAUAAAAACUGCAUGGUCCUUCUGGCAAAGCCGGCCGAAAGCCGAGCCACAGCCCGUGGUGUGCUGGCAGACAUCGAUAACGCGGCCUCAUCAACAACUGACAUGUCCAUGUCUCUCCCGUCAUCAGAACUGCAAGUGGUGCAAGUGCUGGACUUUCAUAAUGUGCGCUGUAUGCAAUCCACGUGCGGCCGGAUUAUGUUUGUUCUGCCCGUAUCAGCCAAGUCAACAUCGUUUGAGAUAGGCGCUGGAGAGGACCUGCUUGCAUUGGAGUUGGCUACAACCUACGAAGGAAGGGCCAGCCGAUUGAUUGAGGAAAUAUCGAAAGCGAAGAUUGAAGGCCGAUUCCCCGAAACCGAAAGAGAAGGAGGUAAAUGGACACUCCGAAGUCCUCCAACUGGAGUCUCCAGUAAUGUGGGAAUUCUGGCCUGCGUGUGCGAAGAUGGCGAAACGGCCGCACUCAACCAAGUCCACUCAUCUCCUAUACGUAUUGUUUUCGACACCCCCAAGACAAUUUGUGGUCAAAUAUUGAAAAGCUCCAAUCUCGAGGUUAUAAUAUCAAUAUCUCCUCCAAACGGAGACCAGUUCAGGCUGGAUAUUGACUCUGUUGUUGGUUCUGGGUCUACAGAUUUGAUAACGGUGGACACAUUUAUUCCCACCCUCUCAAGACGACUUCAAUAUUUGCUUUCGCCUUUGCGAAGCCCUCGAAACCCGAUCUUGACAGAUCCAUUGGUUCGUUCCAAUUUUGAGAUCCUUCGUUAUGUGGCCAGCAGCCUGAUUACGCAAGUGAAAACCUCGCGAGGAUUCCGACCGCCUUCACCGACCAAAUUGAUCUCAAACCUUUUGGGAGGAAGUCGUGAUCAUGCGUCCACCGCCAAAGGGAUAGGGUCAGCAACUCUUGCCGGCGAGUUUCCUAAGAUGCCCCCGCCAAGAGGCACUUUGUCAAGAUCAAACACUUUGCCUUCUCAGUUUUCAACUCAGUUCUCCGGGAAAGAAAAAGACAAAGACAAGGAAAAGCAAAAGGAAAGGGAUAAAGAAGAGAGUGGUAAUAAAAUUUCAGUCGUUGGCGCAUCGGCCUCCAAGGGAUUGGAUACCCAGUUCGGCAUGCUGGAACAAACAUUCGCGGCUUUUGUGCUUUCUCUGCAGUCUCGCAGUGGAAACAUCCUGGGUCGAAUGCUCCGUGUCAGAGAUCACGUUGACCGCGCUCCGGUCAAUGAGCUUUACAAUAUUUUAUUGGAAGACCCAAGCAAAAUCCAGGCUGCAGCGGAAGUCCCAGUCGAUACGCUCUUCGUCGCAUUUGAAACCUUCCUGGCUAACGCUUGGAACCAAACUAUGGGCCCUAUCUUGAGUUCCUCUUCUCUGAAGUGGGUUCAGAGCCAGUUUGACACCAUGAUACCGCGCGAUUUUGAUGAUCAAUUCCGGAGGUUCUUGACCGACAUGACUCCGCAGAACAGACGAGCUUUAGCUGCGAUAAUUCGUUUACUUGCCGAGCUGCUCGAUGCAUCUGGAAAUGACGGGGAUCGAGGUGCUUUGACCAUGGCUUUUGCCGAGGUUCUCACCGAAGACGGGGAUCCUAGCCACCAUGUCUCCUUGCUAGAUCGACUGGUUGACGAUUUUGAUAAUCUCUUCGAAGACUUUAUCCCUGGUGGCACCUCGGUGGAAGGAACACUGACCUGUGACCAAUCGAAGUCCCACACCAAUACUGGGUCAGUCGGAUCUAACUCCUCGUCUUUCCGGAAGCGCUUUGGAUUUGGCUCGCACAAGGAGAGCUCCAAGAACGAAGGCGAAAGCAAAGUCGCAUCCAUUUUGCGGACGCUGAGCAAGAAGCAAAGUCCAGCUGGGUCGGAGCCCAAUACGCCGAAGGGUACUUUGACUCGUUCGAUGUCCACUGACGUCGACGCUCGCCUUGGAUUCUUUCGUCCUACUUCCCGCGAUCGUCCAUACGGUUUUGCAUCUGAGGAGACAAUUUCGAGGCCAGGCACUGGCAACGAAAAGUCCGAAAAACUGCCUUCCCUUGGUUCCUUUCGAGGCUUCUCUGAAAACAGCGUGCCAAGGAUUCGCAGAAAACGAAGGAGCUCAUUGUCUGAUUUCCGACCACCGACAGCAUCAUCGGAUGCUUCCAGUAUAUCUCCCACUCAACAACUCCGACCGACGACUCCCUCAAGUCGCCCGCGAGGCGAGGUGGUCACUCCAACCAAACAGUCCAGACCACAAAGCAGUUACAUUCCAAGAUCGCCUGUGCGCGGCGAAUCUCCAUUGCGUGGUAAAUCCCCACUGCGCUCUAGCUCUAAAGCACCAGCAAAAUCCAGUUCCCCCUCGAGACUGGGAUCACCUAUACGCCGAUUGUCUCCCCCUCGUCCUUCGACGCCGAGCAGGAAGGAAAACAUUGACCCCAGGACACCACAUACGGAUCGAACAAACAAGCUCAGGAGAGAUGUAUCGGAAUCACCCAACGAGGAACCACGGAGGCAAUCUCGAGCGACCAGCAUUCCCCAGCGAGCCCCAGGUCUUCGAGAGCGGCCAUCCACGAACGGGUCUGAUACCAGCAAGCGACCCCAAUCUUCGUCCUCCUCGAGCAAGCCGCAGAAAGCACGGAUGCAAAGUCCACAAAAGUUACGCGAUCGUGUUCAAUUGGAAAAGAGAACCCAGAACUCCACUCAAUUGGGCCUCAAAGACGACCUCGCAACGAUCGGCGACGAAAUACGAUCUCUAAAGCUCACACCUCCGAGGGAGUUCAGCCCAAUGGAUUUGAGUUUCAGCUUUGACCGCGAAGACACGAAGCCAUCUUCUGCUACCACCGCGUCCCUCGAAGCUCGCAUGCGCAACCUCGAAGCAAGAAUUGACACGCUCACCGGAGAAUACAAUGGCCGCACAUCCGCUCUUGAGAGAGACUUGGAGUCGUCCUUGGUUCUCAGCGAGAAGCGCGUCAAGAAGUUGGAUGAAUUGUACCGCGAGGCAAGUGCUGAAAAUGAAGCUCUUUACGCUCGAUUCAAUACCGAACUCAGUAAGAUUGCAAAGGACGUCCGAUCGGGACACGCCGAAGACGCCUUGAAGUCUCAACUGGCGAGUGCUCUCGAUGAGAUCGGCCGAGUCAAGAAGGAAAACUUCCGCUUGAAACGAGAAGUCGGAGGUCUCCGAGCCCAAUCUGCUGCCCAGGCACUGCUCAAGGCGAGCGAACAAUGA
Molecule: messenger RNA, 4722 nt
Organism: Penicillium soppii
Lineage: Eukaryota; Fungi; Ascomycota; Eurotiomycetes; Eurotiales; Aspergillaceae
Product: putative Rho guanyl nucleotide exchange factor
Exons: 3
Coding region: 1-4722 (1573 amino acids)
Molecular function (GO): guanyl-nucleotide exchange factor activity
Source: RefSeq, a predicted model, not a curated record